Molecule: messenger RNA, 2311 nt
Organism: Colletotrichum acutatum
Lineage: Eukaryota; Fungi; Ascomycota; Sordariomycetes; Glomerellales; Glomerellaceae
Exons: 3
Coding region: 129-2186 (685 amino acids)
Molecular function (GO): hydrolase activity, acting on carbon-nitrogen (but not peptide) bonds
Source: RefSeq, a predicted model, not a curated record
ACUACCUAAAUAAACCCCCAUCGAUCAUCAGGGACGGCCAUAUCCCAGCCAGAAAAUCAUCAAUCACAGGUCACAUAGUUCUCAUUGUCAAAACGAUACUGAACGGCUGUCAAACUUUGUCCAUUACCAUGCGUCACGCAUCCAGCACACCCACGGCGCUCGUCCUAAUCGACAUCCAAGAGGGCUUCAAGCAUCCCACCCACUGGGGUUCGUCACGCAGCACACCAGCAUUCGAAUCCAACGUCGAGACACUUCUCGCAAACGCACGUAAAUACAACGAUGACCUCAAGUCAACACCGGCUUCCGAAGAGCGUCGUCCAAUACUCAUCCUCCACGUCCACCACCAUUCCAUAUCCCUUACUUCCGCCCUCCACCCAUCACACUACCUUGAGGGAUCAUCAACCCCCUCCGUCGCACCUUUACCCUACGCAGCGCCGCUCCCCUCAGAACCGAUCUUCACAAAGAACUUCAAUAGCGCCUUCAUCGGCACCAACCUCGAGGCGAAGCUGCGGUCCGCGGGGAUCCGGCAGCUCGUGGUGGUUGGACUUACGACUGAUCACUGCGUGAGCACUACAGUGCGAAUGGCGGCUAACUUACAGGUUCUGGGCGAGGAUGGAGGGGUGGAUGGUAAUGGUGUGUUGUUGGUAAGAGACGCGGUUGCGACGUAUGAGAAGGGCGGGUUUGAUGCUGAGACUGUGCAUGCUGUGAAUUUGGCUAGUUUGGAUGGGGAGUUUGCGGAGGUUGUUGGGACGGAGGAGGUUUUGGCAGACGCGACUUAUGAAGCUCCAUUUGCUGGGUACCAAGCCAUUCACAGUGCACCAGUGACAGCUAUCUUACAGACAAGAACCGUCACCGACCAUCGGGAGUCAAUUGCCACGAGUACGAGGCUGCAACUACGAAACCCCAGUCAUUACGAUUGGAGGCGCAAACCUCACUCGGGUCUAUUGCAUCAGAUCGAAGUCUGCAGAGCAAUGACUAGGAUUCUUAUCAAGAAUGUAUGUGUUUUUGAUGGCGAGGUCAUUCAAAAUGCUGGAGAUUUUUUGUUCACCAGGUCGGCUGGCAACAUCCAAGACCCGGCGGCUGAUGCCUCUCAAUCUGAGGCUUCAGAUCAUGUUAUCGACGGCCAUGGCUGUACAUUGAUUCCCGGCUUGAUCGACGUCUACGUGAACAUCAAGGGUAUCGGUACGGCGCUGGAUACCUUCGCUAGCCAUGGCGUGACCACCGUCAUCGAUCUUAGCAGCAACAAUGAGCAAUGUCAAUCUCUUCGCGUAUAUGCAGCUGGCAAAACAAAAUUGCCUACUAUGCUUUCUUCCGGUACAGAGGCAGUACCAAUGGAGACCCACCACCCGGAACUCCGCGGUAACUCAGAUACGGUGGAGAUUCGCACGCAUGACGAUGCAGUAGCUUUUGUGUCGGCCAAGUCGAGUGGCCCGGACCGCGCGGAUUUGGUUAAAGUUGCCGUCAGUCUGCAUUCGCACAGCGAUGAAAUACUCAAAACCAUUGUAGACGUCGCUCACGCCUACGGCAAGUUGGUCGUGGCCCGUACUACUGGCAAAGCGUCUUACGAACGUGCCAUGAGGGCCGGUUUCGACAUCUUUGCUCAUGCCCCUCUUGACGCACCCAUCAAUGCGGCAAUGGCUGAAGAAAUGGCUGCACAGGGCAAAAUAUUUAUUCCGACGCUGACCAUGGCAAAGAAUCAAGUGCCAUCGGAACAGUCAUACUUAGAUUACCCCGGAUUUACCGCUAGCCGAAGCCAAGAGCCUACUUCCGCCACAAACAUCAGGGAAUUCGAGAGCAAUGAUGUAGCUCCAGGAGUCACGGUCGGGAACAAUUAUGAUAACGCGACAGAAAGCGUGCGAACACUCCAUGAAGCCGGCGUUACGAUUUGCGCGGGUACAACAGCGAAUGUUGUUCCAGGGGCCCAGGUACCAUUUGGGGAGAGUCUUCAUGAGGAAUUAUCCUUGCUCGUUGAGGCUGGCAUGCCAACUCUGGACGUUCUACGCUCUGCAACCUGUGUGGCUUCCAAGGCGUUCAGCCUUAGCGACCGAGGCAUCCUUCGAGGCGGUUGUAGGGCCGAUCUUGUACUUGUUGAAGGUAAUCCGUUGGAAGACAUCAGUGUCACGCGAAAACUGAAGGGAGUAUGGAUCCAGGGUGAAUAUGUCUGCACACGCCAAAUCUCAGCUUAAACUUAUGGGGUCUUUUGUGGGUGGGGAGCGUCGAGAUACCUUUGGAAUCAAAGUAAGACUUGAGCCGAAGUCGAAAGCACUAGUAAAAUUCAAUAAAACCCAACACAUCUCAUCACAUUGUGUCU